ACCUAGGUCAAUAGCUAACCUCCAAAUUCUGGUAUCAAGCUGGCGACCAUCUUGGGGCAAUUCAAUCUUAUUUUAUUGGUGCCACAAAUAUCAGAGCUGAACAGUAGGUGAUUUCGCACUGUGUUGGAGACUUUUAAGAACAAGGUUCUCGAUUCUUGCUGUCCGCUUCAAACUUCAAUCACAACAAACCAAGCUACCUACAGCAUGGCCUCUCUCCUUUCAACAAUUUCAAUAUUUGGUGGAGAUAAGCCAUGGUCCCCUCUCGAUUGGACAUCCUCUGACGACCGAGUUCGCGGAGGCUCUUCCAUAUCAGAACUCACUUGCAAUCCGCAUUCCCCAACGGCUGUCUUCCACGGCAACCUCGAUAUAAAGACUCUCGGUGGUGCAGGAUUCGCAUCACAACGCACAACUGGUGACGAUCGCAACUGGGACUUUUCGAAACAUGAAGGGCUGAUACUGGAAAUUGCCAAGUCGGACGAGAAGCAAUACACCUUGACUUUGAAGGAUGAGCUAUUGCCAAAAAGUUCGAAUGGCAGCGAACAAAGCACGAUCAGUUGGGAGUACGACUUCAAAGUCGAGUCGGAUGGUGGGAAGGUGUAUAUCUAUUGGGAUGACUUUAAAGCUACAUAUCGAGGGAGGGACAAGAAGGAUGCCAAGCCACUGGAUUUGAAGCAUGUCAAAAGAAUCAGCUUCAUGAUGCGCAGGUAAAUAUUAUUUGUUACUCUCCUGGGCAAUCCAAUGCUAAAGCUGUCAGUUUCUUUGGUACUCAGGAAGGCGACUUCUCACUAUCUAUCAACUCGGUCUCGGCAUUUUCAAAACAUGACCGAGUUAAGGACGAGCGAUACCGCGAUGAUCCACAGCAGAAGACGACAUUCCCGUCUAAGAAAGCAGUCUCGGAGAAACCUAAAGAGCAAGGCUGGUUUAGUUGGUUUUUUGGAUCUUGUGUAGUAUCAUGAAAGAAUCAUAUAUUUACCUCUGCUCAAUAAUUCAAGUAUUGCGUAACUAACAAGGUCACUCAUCUCUUUGAGUAUUCUGGAGAAUCCGGAAAUGCAAUAGCUUACAGCUACUGAUCCAUGUAUAUGUCUGAUUCGUGGCUCGUUCUGGAGCAAGAGGGAUGAUUGAGAUUCGAGCUCAGCAUCCACUUUCGCGUCGC
Cadophora gregata is the source of this 1153-nucleotide messenger RNA. RefSeq lists its product as uncharacterized. The record is from RefSeq and is a predicted model, not a curated record. The transcript has 2 exons. Bases 205 to 708 code for a protein of 167 amino acids. Gene Ontology annotation, biological process: NADH dehydrogenase complex assembly. NCBI's taxonomy places the organism in Eukaryota, Fungi, Ascomycota, Leotiomycetes, Helotiales, Ploettnerulaceae.